CACCGCUGGAUGCAGAUGACGCGAACCGUCCGGUGCGCCUGGUGCAGUGUCCAUUAAACAUCCGUCUCGUAUUGUCUCGUAAGUACCACACAGGCGUGGACAGUGAAAGCCCUAAGCAUAUACAGAGAGAUACAAACGCAAAAAAGCGAAGCGAAAAGACGUUCAAUUGUGCCACAACAUAACUCAGCCAGUGAUCGGCAGUGAUCCAGCGUUGCCGGGGGGCGGUUUGAAAAGGGAACGGAGUGGCGGUGGAUUUUUUUUCUGGAAUGAUCUCUCGAUGAGCCCCGUAGUGCCGCACAUUGUCACGUUGCCAAUUGUUGAUAUUAUACAAUUCGAUUUCAAACUCGCGAGCUGAGUGUGAUUACAACGCGAGACACACGGGCAUCGUGUAUAGUGUGCGCGUGAUCGGACACGAGACACAUCGAUAGCGCGUCGUCCUUCAUUAUGAAACUCGAUUCGAUCAAGUGCGCGACCGGGGUGAUGGUGAUUGUGAGUCUCGUGGUGAGCUUAGUGGUUACAGCUGCAACACCACCUCCGAACAUUGUCAUCAUUGUUGCCGAUGAUCUGGGCUGGAACGAUGUCAGCUUCCACGGGUCGAACCAAAUCCCAACGCCCAACAUCGAUGCCCUGGCCUACGACGGUGUCAUCCUGAACCGCCACUACGUACCACCACUCUGCACUCCCUCCCGGGCAUCCCUGAUGACGGGGCGGCAUCCGAUCAACGUUGGCAUGCAGAACGAUGUCAUCAUCUCGGAUCAACCGUGGGGCCUUGGGCUGGACCAGAAGCUGAUGCCCCAGUACUUCCGCGAGGCCGGCUACCGGACGCACCUGGUCGGCAAGUGGCAUCUCGGGUUUUUCCGACAAGCGUACACACCGACCCGCCGUGGGUUCGAGACACACUUCGGUUACCUUGGUCCCUACAUCGACUACUGGGAUCACAGUCUGCAGAUGAAUGCGACAUCCGCCCGGGGACUGGAUAUGCGGCGGAACACAGCCGUCAACUAUGAUGCCCGCGGUACCUAUGCGACGGAUCUGUUCACCGCGGAAGCGACCCGGCUGAUACGCACCCACAACACCACCGAUCCGUUCUUUCUCGUGCUAACCCACCUAGCACCGCACACCGGCAACGAAGACGAUCCGAUGCAGGCACCGGAGGACGAGAUAGCCAAAUUUUCUCACAUCAAAGACCCGAAGCGUCGUACGCUGGCAGCGAUGAUAUCCCGGGUUGAUGUUAGUGUCGGUAUGGUGUACGAUACGCUACGGGAGCGCAAAAUGCUUGAUAACACCAUCAUACUGUUCUACGCGGACAAUGGUGCACCGACGGUCGGAAUACACGCCAACAGUGGCUCCAAUUAUCCGCUGCGUGGGCAAAAAUCAUCCCCAUGGGAGGGUGCUGUCCGUGGCGCGGCACUACUGUGGAGUCCACUGCUCACGAAAAAAGGAUACGUCUCAGAACAAUGGAUACACGUCAGCGACUGGCUGCCAACAUUGGCCCGAGCGGCAGGCAUUCGCAACAUUCCGCGACGCGACAGUGCCAUCGAUGGACAGGAUCAGUGGACCACUUUAAAGUCUGGCAUGAUCAGCCUAGAAUCCGCUCGAUCGAUCGUCAUGAACAACGUGGAAGAUAGUUGUCACUUCAGUAGCUACGUCAAGCUUGGCUGGAAGUACGUCAAUGGGACCUGUUCCGAUGGCGAGUUCGAUGGUUGGCUGGGAGAUUUGGUGCAGCCAGACCAAAAUGAGACCCUACUGUCGGAUGAGGACUACUACAAGCACCUAACGAUACCGGGCAGCAUCGGAGCAGCGUUGAAUCUCUCCCGAGAACAGGCGGAAAAACUUCGCCACAGGGCUACCCUAAAAUGCUCCCCCCAUAGCCCCGAUGACAUUCCCUGCAAUCCACUCGUCGCACCUUGUCUCUUCAAUCUGCACGAAGAUCCGUGUGAAAGAAACAAUCAAGCAGCGAAACAUCCAGUCCUGUUGACCACGCUACAAGCCGAGGUACUGUACUACCGACUGCGUAGUGCUAAACCCCGGAAUCAACCAUCGGACAGUCGAUCCGAUCCGGCACGGUUCAACUACACCUGGACCUGGUGGCUGGAUGAGCUGGAAGGGCGCCAAACGGCCGCAGACAUUGCGUUGGCCUCGAUGGUGGCCGAAGUUGUGCUCGUCCUGUUUGCCGUGUGUCUCGCGGUGAAGCUAUGCUGGUGUUACUGCAGACAGCAGGUGAGAACACCCUCUAGUCCGCAAACAAAAACGUGAAUUCUGCGUAUUAUCGGUGGUAAUGAAGAUGAUGGUGACAGCGAAUGGCAGUUCCAAAGAGCGUUCUUUCUGCCCUUGUCUCAUUUAGGUCGUUCAGGGCUGGUCACGCUCGUGGACCUGAUAAGAGUGCGUUGGCUAGACUAUUCACAAUGUUUGCAGCGUCGUGAUUUUACAGUUCUGUACUGACCUGACCCUGAUAUUUUGGGGGGGAAAUGUUGGAUACAGUUAUAGG
Molecule: messenger RNA, 2488 nt
Organism: Anopheles aquasalis
Lineage: Eukaryota; Metazoa; Arthropoda; Insecta; Diptera; Culicidae
Product: arylsulfatase B-like
Molecular function (GO): sulfuric ester hydrolase activity
Source: RefSeq, a predicted model, not a curated record